GCGGCCGCGGCCAAGAGGCCCAAGGUGGUGGCAGAAAACAGUCCUGCUGAGGAUGGCAGCACUGACGCCAUCUCUGGCUUCCUGGGCUGGUGUAAGAAGAUUGGUUUGGAGCUCAGCCCCAAGGUCUGUGUGAGCAGAGAAGGCACCGUGGCAGACUAUGGCAUGUUGGCCAGAGAGGACCUGCAGGUUGGAGAAGUCCUCUUCACCAUUCCAAGGGCAGCCCUCCUUUCCCAGCACACCACCUCCAUUCAGCCCCUCUUGGAGGAAGGCCAAGCAUCUUUGCAGAGUCAGUCUGGCUGGGUGCCUCUCCUCCUGUCCUUGCUGCAUGAGUACACAGCCAGAAACUCGUAUUGGCAGCCCUACCUCUCGCUUUGGCCUGACCUGAAGAGCUUGGAUCACCCCAUGUUCUGGCCUGAAGAAGAGAGAGUACGGCUGCUGCAGGGCACAGGCAUCCUAGAAGCAGUAGACAAAGACCUGGCCAACAUCCACCUGGAGUACACCUCCCUCAUCCUGCCUUUCAUGGAGUCCCACCCAGACAUCUUUGAUCCCAAGUUGCACACCUUGGAGCUAUACCAGAGACUUGUGGCAUUCGUCAUGGCCUAUAGCUUUCAGGAGCCUCUGGAUGAAGAUGAGGAUGAGAAGGAGCCUAACCCUCCAAUGAUGGUGCCAAUGGCUGACAUCUUGAAUCAUGUGGCCAGUAACAAUGCCAACCUGGAGCACUCCCCAGAGUGUCUGAGAAUGGUUACGACACAGCCUGUCUGCAAAGGGCAAGAGAUCUUCAAUACAUAUGGACAGAUGGCGAACUGGCAACUUGUGCAUAUGUAUGGCUUUGCUGAGCCAUACCCGGGCAACACCAAUGACACAGCUGACAUCCAGAUGGUGACAGUGCGUAAAGCAGCGCUGCAGCGUGCCAGAACAGCAGUGGAGCAGCAGCUGGUGUCAGAGCAGUGGGAUUUCCUCUGCCAGCUGGAGAUGGUUGGGGAGGAAGGUGCUUUUGUGAUUGGCUGGGAGGAGGUGUUAACUGAGGAAGAGCUGUCCAUGACCCUGAAGGUGCUCUGCAUGUCUGUGGAGGAAUUUGAAGAGUUUAAAGAGAAAGACGGCUGGGAGGAAGAUACCAGUGAGGAGGAGGAGAGCAUGCUGUCUAAUGAGAUGAUACGCAAGAUGAAAGCCUCAUGGAAGAAGUUGCUCCAUGACAGUGUGCUGCUGACACUUGCAUCUUACAAUUCAGACUUGAAUGCAGAGCAGGACUUGCUGAAUGACAAGGUGGCUUAUGGCAAACUGAGCCAGAGAGAGCGGCAAGCCUUACAAGUGCGCUACGGGCAAAAGAAAAUCUUGCAUCAGCUGCUGGAGUUGGUGCAGUAGAGACAGAACUGCAUAGCGGGUAGCACAAAUGCAGUCUGGAAUUGCAGCUGGGGUCAAGCUAUGGGCAAAGGAGCAUUGUACCAUCUAUACCAGGGCCAAUGGUGGGUAUGGCCAUUGGGCACCAGGAAGACCAGAGGGCAAGCUUUAAAUGAAGUCUCUUGCAUUGGGCUGUUGUUUCUAGGUUUUCUGGAUUUGCUUUUUGUCUACCUCUUGUAUAUAUUUUAUAUAAAAGACUUGUCUUAAGGAUGUGGAA
Gavialis gangeticus (Gharial) is the source of this 1615-nucleotide messenger RNA. It is a transcript of the gene SETD6, whose product is annotated as SET domain containing 6. Lineage: Eukaryota; Metazoa; Chordata; Crocodylia; Gavialidae. Gene Ontology annotation, biological process: peptidyl-lysine monomethylation. The annotation marks the transcript as partial. The transcript has 9 exons. The record is from RefSeq and is a predicted model, not a curated record. Gene Ontology annotation, molecular function: protein binding; protein-lysine N-methyltransferase activity. Gene Ontology annotation, cellular component: nucleus.